GGAAACCCGGUAAAAUACUCAAAUUGAGAUCCAAUCGUAGCUUCUGAAAUCGAAUAGCUUUUCUCAUUCCCUUUCAGCAUCUUGCAAGUUUCAACACGCUGAUUUUCUUCUCCGUCAUAGUCACCGCAAUUUCAACAUUAUACUUUCAGCAUCUUGGAUUCAAUGGCUACCGUGAGAAGCCUGAAAAUCAAGACGAGUACCUGCAAACGAAUUGUGAAGGAGCUGCAUUCUUAUGAGAAAGAAGUUGAGAGAGAAGCUGCCAAAACAGCUGAUAUGAAGGACAAAGGAGCUGACCCUUAUGAUCUCAAGCAGCAGGAAAAUGUGUUGGCUGAGUCUAGGAUGAUGAUUCCUGACUGCCGCAAGCGUCUGGAGGCCGCUUUGGAGGACUUGAAAGGAAUUUUGGCUGAGUUCUUGGAGGAGACAGAUGAAAAGGAAAGCCCUGAAAUUGACGAAGCUCGAAACACCAUUGCAGAAGUUGAAAAGGUAUUUGAAACAACAGAAGCUUAGCUGGGCAGUUUCACUAAUGUCUUUGGCAGAGGAUAUUGUGUCUGUAUUAAUAUAGAUUCUCCUUGAUCUUCAAUAUUUGAUCCAUGGUGAGAAAGGUUAUGAAACUUGUGACAUGUAAUCAUAUAUAGUUAAUGUUCUCGUGGAAUCUGGAAAUGACAUCAAUUUACUUUAUGAAGCUUGAUAACA
This is a messenger RNA of Trifolium pratense (red clover), 693 nucleotides long. RefSeq names its product tubulin-folding cofactor A. Gene Ontology annotation, cellular component: microtubule cytoskeleton; cytosol. The transcript has 4 exons. NCBI's taxonomy places the organism in Eukaryota, Viridiplantae, Streptophyta, Magnoliopsida, Fabales, Fabaceae. Gene Ontology annotation, biological process: post-chaperonin tubulin folding pathway; tubulin complex assembly. Gene Ontology annotation, molecular function: beta-tubulin binding. The record is from RefSeq and is a predicted model, not a curated record. Bases 163 to 507 code for a protein of 114 amino acids.